Messenger RNA from Chinchilla lanigera (long-tailed chinchilla), 2712 nucleotides. RefSeq names its product 4-hydroxyphenylpyruvate dioxygenase-like (gene Hpdl). Gene Ontology annotation, molecular function: 4-hydroxyphenylpyruvate dioxygenase activity. Gene Ontology annotation, biological process: aromatic amino acid metabolic process. NCBI's taxonomy places the organism in Eukaryota, Metazoa, Chordata, Mammalia, Rodentia, Chinchillidae. The record is from RefSeq and is a predicted model, not a curated record.
GCUACAUUUCUAGCCCUUUUUUAGUGUUGCUUCUGUUGUUUUUGAGUUAGUCUCGCUAAAUUGUGUAGGCUGUAUUCAAACUUGGCAUUCUCCUGCUUCAGCCUUAUUACGUUAAGAGUAUCUCUUAGUUAUUGCAGGCUGAUCAGGCCUGCAAUCUCCCAAAUGAGUGGACAGCCAAGGCUUACAUCAAGGAAACAAUUGAAAUGAUUUCAGGGCUCCAGGAGGGUUCAACCCUAUUACAGACUUUAGAGGUUUUCUGGGUUGACACCAAGACUUCCCUGAGUGGCCCGUAUUUAUUAGGUUUUCAAAGAGAGAAGGAGGAUACUGAAGAAAAUGGAGAAAUCUGGGCAGAACUGGGGAAACCCGUUAUGGAAUUCUUCAAGUAAUAUUUAGGUUAAUGUAGGAGAACUGUGUUAUCUCCAGGAAGGCCUUCACUGCAGGAAUGAGAUCCCUGCAGCUACAGUCUCUUAGCGAAUGGGGGUUGGAGGUAAACGUCCUCUGUGUGACCUUAUCUUGUCCUUUGAGGACUCAGGGCUUCACGCACCAUUACAGGCUUCAGUGGGGACCAGUGACUCACAAGGAAAUACGGAAAGCCAAUUGGUAAAUAUAAGUCCUGCUCAGAGCUGCUUUCUAGUCUCCAUCAAGCCUCGGGCCCCUAAUGCUGGGAUUACCGGCGUUGGCCACCACGUCGUCCACCCGGCGGAAACAUUUUAAACAAUUUAAAGGAAUAUUAGGAGUUAAGGGCAAACUCCUGAAUUGUAAGGGAAAAGCAGGAAGUGCUACGGAAUUCCGUGCCUGUGAAGGAAGAAUGCGGGCUCCUCCCCCAGCGCGAGCUGAGCCCUUUGUUGUGCGGUCUCAGGAGGGCUGAGCGCCCGGCGCCCAGUGAAAGCGCCGCUGUGAUCCCGGCCGGCGGGGAGGCUCCGCGCCCGAGGCUGUGAGCCUGCGCAGGGCGCAGGAGGAGGUUUCAGGGGCCGGAGGCGGCUCGCGGGGGCGUGUGCGGGGCGGGGUCGCGAUUGUGCUCCCCGCAGCGCGGAGGGCUCCGCGUGGUUUUCGCCGGUCGGCCGUCCGGAGGCGCUCGUGCCGCAGGCGCUGCGGGUGGACCGCGCGGCAGGUGCGUCCAGACCGGCCGGGAAGGAGGCGGGAACGCGCUCGGGGGAAGCCCUGGACUCCACCGGCCGCCAGCCGCCCCGGGAGACCGCCAGCCCUCCAGUUCCGGACGGCGAGCGAGGACCCCGGGACAGGGCUGCCGCGUGCAGGUGCCCCCCGUCAGCGUGCGGGACGCGCAGGGCGCGGCCACCUACGCGGUGCUCAGCUCUCCCGCGGGAAACCUCAGCCUGACCCUGCUGGCGCGCGCGGGCUACCGCGGGCGCUUCCUGCCGGGCUUCCGACCGGUGCCCUCCGCGCCCGGCCCGGGCUGGGUCAGCCACGUGGACCACUUGACCUUGGCCUGCACCGCCGGCAGCUCCCCUGCGCUUCGGCGAUGGUUUCACGACUGCCUGGGCUUUCGCCACCUGCCUCUGAGCCCAGGCGAGGAUCCGGAGCUGGGCCUCGAGGUGGCUGCAAGGUCCGGGCGUGGGGGGCUGCGGCUCACCGCCCUGCAGACCCCGACGUGCAGCGCUGUCCCCACCCUCGUGCUGGCCGAGUCCCUGCCGGGAGCCACCAGCACCCAGGAUCAGGUGGAGCAGUUCUUGGCCCGGCACCGGGGGCCGGGCCUGCAGCACGUGGGGUUGUACACUCCCAAUAUCUUGGACGCCGCGAAGGGGAUGGUGGUGGCAGGAGGCGAGCUCCUCGCGCCCCCUGAGGCGUACUACCGGCAGCCUGGCAAGGAGGGGCAGAUCCGUGCGGCGGGGCACCAACCUAGCCUUCUGGCGCAGCAGGGAAUCCUGAUAGAUGGUGAGAAAGGCAAGUUUCUGCUACAAGUCUUCACCAAGUCCCUCUUUGCUGAGGGCACCUUCUUUCUGGAACUGAUUCAGAGGCAGGGGGCCACAGGCUUCGGCCAGGAGAACAUCCGGGCACUAUGGCAGUCAGUGGAAGAGGAAGCUACCAGGAGCCAGGAAGCCUGAAGGGACCCUGAGCUGGGAGCACUCACCGGUCCCGUUGCCUUGGGGGUCCCGGCACAGGGUCUGCUGGUUCUGAGCCACACCCACGGAGCCCGCCGGUGAACAGCUCCGCUCUCAGGGGCCCAGUGUGGCCUCCAGUUGAAGCUCCCUGGGCUCCAAAGUGGAACUUUUUUUUUUUUCAAACUCAAGUUAUUUACAGUUUAAUAUCUAAUACAUACGCAAGAUAUAAAGAACAAGCAAAGAAUUACACCAUUAGGUCAAACAGAACCCGUAUUUUUGAAGCCCUUAUAAUCCUCUCUGAUCACAUUUCUUCCCUCCUCCAAUUUUAAUUAUUAACCCUUUGUUUUUCUGUAAUGUUUCACUACAUAUGAAACAUAUCCUGAAGUAUUUAGUUUUUGAGGUAGGAAUUUGAGCCUAAAUCCUCCUGUGCUUCCCUUCCUAAGGGAGCGACCACCGCAGGUGGGGACAAACUGAGUCAGGAUUAUCACAAUCACCUGCCCUAGGUGACGUCACUACUCCAGUCAUAGCUGACCUGAGACCUAGAGUGAAGGCGUGGGCGUCAGCCCUGGCAGGUGUUCCCUGCAGCAGCUGCCACUUUCUGCAGGGGAAGGGGAAGCAGGUGCUUUGGAGGGAACCCCGUUUGCCCAGGCUA